Messenger RNA from Rattus norvegicus (Norway rat), 3625 nucleotides. It is a transcript of the gene Wfikkn2, whose product is annotated as WAP, follistatin/kazal, immunoglobulin, kunitz and netrin domain containing 2. Gene Ontology annotation, biological process: muscle cell development; roof of mouth development; negative regulation of transforming growth factor beta receptor signaling pathway. The transcript has 2 exons. Bases 258 to 1973 code for a protein of 571 amino acids. Lineage: Eukaryota; Metazoa; Chordata; Mammalia; Rodentia; Muridae. The record is from RefSeq and is marked validated. Gene Ontology annotation, molecular function: receptor antagonist activity; endopeptidase inhibitor activity; peptidase inhibitor activity. Gene Ontology annotation, cellular component: extracellular region.
UCCUCUCCCUGCGCACCAGGGGUGGGGGGGAACAGAGUUUCCUUCCAAAGACCUUUCUUUUAUCUGAAGCCUCACAGCCCAGCAGGCUGCACUUGGCGGAGCCAGUCACAGCAGCCGAAAGCCAGCAAGCAGCCUCAGCGAGGAGACUUGCUGGGGUGAGGAGGGCAGGUGUUGCCAGCCCUGGAGAAGAAGGGCCUGGUGGCCCUCAGCCCUUGGUGUCAUCACAGGGGAACCCUCUGGCUACUGCAGACAGCACCAUGUGGGCCCCAGGGCAUCAUCGGUUCUGGUUCCACUGGGGGCUGCUUUUGCUGCUGCUCCUCGGGGCUCCCCUUCGAGGCCUAGCGCUGCCACACAUCCGAUACUCCCAUGCAGGCAUCUGCCCCAACGACAUGAACCCCAACCUCUGGGUGGAUGCCCAGAGCACCUGCAAGCGAGAGUGUGAAACAGACCAGGAAUGUGAGACCUAUGAGAAGUGCUGCCCCAAUGUGUGUGGGACCAAGAGCUGCGUAGCAGCCCGCUACAUGGAUGUGAAAGGGAAGAAGGGCCCUGUGGGCAUGCCCAAGGAGGCCACGUGUGACCAUUUCAUGUGUCUGCAGCAGGGCUCCGAGUGUGACAUCUGGGACGGCCAGCCUGUGUGUAAGUGUAAAGACCGCUGUGAGAAGGAGCCCAGCUUCACCUGUGCCUCUGACGGCCUUACCUACUACAACCGUUGUUACAUGGACGCCGAGGCCUGCUCCAAGGGCGUCACACUGUCUGUGGUCACCUGCCGCUAUCACUUCACCUGGCCCAACACCAGCCCUCCUCCGCCCGAGACCACUGUACACCCUACCACCGCCUCUCCAGAGACUCUCGGGCUGGACAUGGCCGCCCCGGCCCUGCUCAACCACCCCGUCCAUCAGUCAGUCACUGUGGGUGAGACUGUGAGUUUCCUCUGUGACGUAGUAGGCAGGCCUAGGCCAGAGCUCACUUGGGAGAAACAGCUGGAGGAUCGAGAGAAUGUGGUCAUGAGACCCAACCACGUGCGUGGUAAUGUGGUGGUCACCAACAUCGCCCAGCUGGUCAUCUACAAUGCGCAGCCCCAGGAUGCAGGUAUAUACACCUGUACAGCUCGGAAUGUCGCUGGGGUCCUGAGGGCUGACUUCCCAUUGUCAGUGGUCAGGGGAGGUCAGGCCAGGGCCACCUCAGAGAGCAGUCUUAACGGCACAGCCUUCCCGGCAACAGAGUGCCUGAAGCCCCCAGACAGUGAGGACUGUGGAGAGGAACAGACACGCUGGCACUUCGAUGCCCAGGCUAACAACUGCCUCACGUUCACCUUUGGCCACUGCCACCGCAAUCUCAACCACUUCGAGACCUAUGAGGCCUGCAUGCUGGCUUGUAUGAGUGGGCCGUUGGCCACAUGCAGCCUGCCCGCCCUGCAGGGACCCUGCAAAGCCUACGUGCCACGCUGGGCCUACAACAGCCAGACGGGUCUAUGCCAGUCCUUCGUCUAUGGCGGCUGUGAAGGCAAUGGAAACAACUUUGAAAGCCGUGAGGCCUGCGAGGAGUCUUGUCCCUUCCCAAGGGGCAACCAGAAUUGCCGAGCCUGCAAGCCACGACAAAAACUCGUUACCAGCUUCUGUCGGAGUGACUUUGUCAUCCUGGGCAGGGUCUCUGAGCUGACCGAAGAGCCUGACUCAGGCCGUGCCCUGGUGACCGUGGAUGAGGUCCUAAAAGAUGAGAAGAUGGGUCUCAAGUUUCUGGGCCGGGAACCGCUGGAAGUCACUCUGCUUCAUGUGGACUGGACCUGUCCUUGCCCCAAUGUGACAGUGGGAGAGACACCGCUCAUCAUCAUGGGGGAAGUGGAGGGGGGUAUGGCCAUGCUGAAACCUGAUAGCUUUGUGGGUGCAUCAAGCACUCGGCGGGUCAGGAAGCUCCGUGAGGUCAUGUACAAGAAAACCUGCGAUGUCCUCAAGGACUUCCUGGGCUUGCAAUGAAGCUAGCCUUGCUACCCUGUCCCUCCUCCGCCCACCCGCUCUGCUCUCAGCUAGCCAUCCAGACAAGUCAGGUUAGACAGCCUUGACUAGGGAAGAAACGUCAGCUAACACGUGGGAAGAAAGCCACCAAUGUCUUAAAGCCACUGAAGUUUUAGCGCCACCCAUAUGCUCUCUCUCCCUCUCCAUGUUCUCCCUUUGAAAAUGGUAGGGAGCACAUGCCCCCCUUUAGAGGUCUGUGGCCCAUCUCUCCAUACUACCAGCCCCUUGACCUUGGACAAUUUGCUUAACCUCUCUGUGCCUUAGAUUAUUGUAUACAAAAUGGGAAUAGUGGUUGUACCCCCUGGGCUUAGAAGAGAGCAGUCAGCUAAAAGAAACCCAGGAGCCUCACAGGUGUUUGGAUUCAAUAAAAUGUCUGUUUCUUCCCUCCACCCUAGCCCUACCCCCAGACAAGGUUUUUCUGUGUAGCUCUGGCUGUCCCGGAAUUUACUCUGUAGACCAGGUUGGCCAAGAACUAAGAGAUCCACCCGCCUCUGCCUUCUGAGUGCUGGGAUUAAAGAUGUGCACUACCAUGUCUGGCUAAAAAGGUCCGUUUCUUUUUUUUUUUUUUUUAGCUGGGAAGGGGGUUGGCAAAAGGGAAGAAAGGACACAUGUAAGUUGUUUUCCAUGAGUGGUUCCCUCAGGCAGUCUCAUUCCCCUUUGCUGACCCGUGCCCCUCUGCCCAGUGUCAGCCUGGGGUCAGGAGGAGAUACCAUCUGCAUUGUUAAAUGGUUUAGCUUGUAUAGGAGGUAAUGUGGGGGGAGAAAAGAGAGGCCAAGGAUCACUUAAGACAACUGCCCCACUGCCUCCUGCCCCCACCACAUCGCUGUAGUCAGAGACCACCCACAUAAAGGGUUGUGAGCAGUGGGAAGCCAGAGCAUUCACCCUAGGCUAUAACUUAUCCUAAUGAAGGCUGCGGGGACCGCUACUUUUGUUGGGGUCGGUUUGUGUCACCACACCAGGGGAAUCCAUGUUUUUUUUCCUGAGCUGCAUCGGUUUCUUGGUUUACUUCUGUUCAUUUCAGCCCAGUGGACCCUUCCUGGGUGCCAGGUGCUGGGACCAUAGAGAGCUGAUACCUCUCUACUGGGCGAGCUGGAAGGCAGUCCCCCACGCUCCCCCCAGGAGCCAGUGGGUGAUUGACAGCGGUUAGGCAUUUCCAUCUGAUGGGUCAGGUGCUUUCAUAUGCCAUAGACUUCCUUGGAGAAGCCCAAAGAUCUGUUUUGGUAGCAAGAGAAAUAAAGAAGACAAAGGCAGGAGGGACAGGGGACAGCAUCAGAGCGGAGGUGGGCCCAGGGAGCAUGAAUAUUGCUCGAUGCUGCCAUCUGGUGGUGCAUUUGGGCACCUGCAGGGGUCGGGAGGAAAGCUCUAUCUGGGUGGGGCCUGGGAGGGGCCUCUUGGAGAUGGCAGCUCUGAGAUCACUUGUUUGUUCUGGUCCCAGCCACACAGGCACUGGAAAGAGGAUUUGGAGCCCCUCUGUCAUCACUGCAUCUGCCCUGUUUCCUCCCCAGCCCUUCACUCUGCCCGCAUUCCCCCAAUGGAAGCACUGUGGGACGUCCUAAUGUCUUCCUCAAAUAUACAGAGGACAAGACUAAAUAAAAAUUCAUAGUGUCAACUGC